AAACUGUCGGGGACUGAAUCUGGAACUCAUCAAAGCUUUAUUUCAUUUUUGUUUUUAUUAAAAGAACGAAAUCAGACUGAAGAAAUGGAGAUGAAAUCAAGCUUUACUCUUUCUUCAUCGUCAUCAUCACCAAAAUUGGUUGACUCUUCAUUUCGAUUUAGAAACCCUAAACUCCCUGUGUUUAGCUUACCCUCUUUCUCUUCCCAUUCGCGAAGAGCAUGUCUUCAUGUUUCUGCCAUAUCUGCUCCAAAACUUAGAUUUGCAGCUCGCAGGAAGGAAUCUGUGGUGGUCCAACAGCUACAAAGACCUCUGAUGGAGUACAUGAGAUUGCCUGCGAGUCAGUAUUCGGUGCUGGAUGCAGAGAGGAUCGAACGGGUGGAUGAUAAUACAUUCAGAUGUUAUGUGUAUGGUUUUAAGUUCUUUGCUUUUGAGGUGCGCCCUGUUUUGUUGGUGAGAGUCGAGGAGCAGCCCGACGGGUGCUCUAUUAACCUAUUGUCUUGCAAGCUUGAGGGCUCACCUAUUGUUGUUGCUCAAAAUGAUAAGGUUGAAGCUUCUUUGGUGAAUAGAAUAAGUUGUGAUAACAAACCAGGAGACGCGACUCUAGGGCAACUCACUUCAGAUGCAGUCAUUGAGGUUAACAUUGAAAUUCCCUUUGCAUUCCGAGCACUUCCUGUCAAAGCAAUUGAAUCAACUGGUGCUAAAAUCCUUGACCGGGUACUAGGGAUCACACUUCCACGGUUUAUGGCACAGCUAGUGAAGGACUAUCAAGCGUGGGCUACCGGUGACACCUCAAGGCGGCCCCUGGGAAACGGUCAAAUUUAAAAUCGCAAGAGCUUAUUUUCAUAUUUGAUGAUGAUGAUGACGACGACAUAUACCAAUGGGUAAUACUAUUAGGUGUUGCAUGAUAAAUUGAAAACUCUUCUUGGAGAGGAGAAAGUUUUUUUUUGUGUGUUUUGGAAACAUUAUGGAAAAUGGCUUACUAUUUAAAAAAUGACAUUCUAGUUU
Molecule: messenger RNA, 1005 nt
Organism: Cuscuta campestris
Lineage: Eukaryota; Viridiplantae; Streptophyta; Magnoliopsida; Solanales; Convolvulaceae
Source: the annotation of a GenBank genome assembly